Molecule: messenger RNA, 3021 nt
Organism: Cylas formicarius (sweet potato weevil)
Lineage: Eukaryota; Metazoa; Arthropoda; Insecta; Coleoptera; Brentidae
Exons: 2
Coding region: 224-2380 (718 amino acids)
Source: RefSeq, a predicted model, not a curated record
UUUUGAGAGUCAAUUGAGAAAAGUAAAUUUGAAAAUUUCAGAUAAAACCUCGAAAUACCAAAAGCACGAAGCUUACAGUGCUGCAUAUUACUUUAAAUGUUCUUAUGAUGAUUCAAUAUCAUUUUUCAAAAGUUAUCGUGGUCUAGAUUGUAUUGAUUGGUUCGUGGAGGAAAUAUCUAAUUUAUCAAAAUUUGUUCGUUCAAAAUUUAAGGAUAUUAUACCAAUGGAUAGUGAAAUUAGUCUAGAUCAAAGGUCGAGUCAUUGUCAUAUUUGUGAAAAACCUUUUUUAAAAGAAGAUGUUAUUGUUCGUGACCAUGAUCAUUUUACUGGUAAAUUUAGAGGUUUUGCCCAUCAGGCUUGUAAUUUAAAUUUUAAAAAAAUAUUUGUAGUGCCCGUAGUAUUCCAGAACCUUUCUGGAUACGAUAGCCACUUCCUGCUUCCGGUUUUAGCAAAAAAAAGCUAUGUAUCCAUAGUUCCGGUUAAUAAGGAAAAAUACAUCUCUUUUACAUAUUUCGAACCUGAUUAUAACAUAAAAUUUAGAUUUAUAGAUUCGUUUAGAUUUUUGGGAGCAUCUCUGGAUAAUUUAGUUUCCAGUAUGGAUAAAAAUGAACUAUAUAUUUUAAGAAAAGAAUUUUCCGAUCUCGACGAAUCAAAAUUAAAUUUACUGUCGCAAAAAGGUAUUUUUUGUUACGAUUACAUCGACCAUAUAGACAAAUUAAAUGAAACAACUUUACCCCCGAUUGAAGAAUUCUAUAAUAAAUUAAGUGAAAGCAAUAUUAGUGAAGAAAAAUAUUCCCACGCACAAAGUGUUUGGCAGUCGUUUGAAAUAAAAAAUUUAGGCGAGUAUUCAGAUUUGUAUUUAAAAACCGACGUUAUUCUUCUGGCAGAUAUAUUCGAAAAUUUUCGAAAAACUUGUAUGGCAACACACGUUUUGGAUCCGGCGUGGUAUUUCAGUAUGCCCGGGUAUACAUGGGAUUGCAUGCUUAGAUUCACAAAAUGUCGUUUAGAACUUUUGCGCGACAUUGACCAAAUUAUGUUUAUCGAGCGGGCUAUACGAGGUGGAAUUUCGGUGUGUGUUGGUAGAUAUGCGGAGGCCAACAAUAAAUAUAUGCCCAACUACGAUUCAUCCAGGGAUGAUUCCUAUAUCAUGUACUUUGACGUCAAUAACCUCUAUGGCAAGGCCAUGUGCGAGCCUCUUCCUUACGGAGGAUUCGACUGGAUGUCUCAUCAAGAGAUUGAUUCAUUUAAUGUCAUGAACAUUCCAGAUGAAUCUUCCCAAGGAUAUAUCCUAGAGGUAGACCUGGAAUACCCGCAGAAAUUACAUGACACACAUAGAGAUUUUCCAUUUUGUGCCGAACAUCGAGUGCCCCCCAAUUCAAAGUUACCAAAACUAAUGACUACUUUGUAUAAUAAAGAAAAAUACGUCAUACACUAUCGCAAUUUAAAACAGGCUCUCAAAAACGGUCUCGUACUAAAGAAAAUUCACAAAAUAUUAAAAUUUAACCAAUCUCGUUGGUUGAAAUGUUAUAUCGAUCAUAAUAAUAAAUUAAGAACCCAAGCAAAGACAAAAUUUGGUAUAAAUUUAUACAAAUUGUUUAAUAAUGCCGCUUACGGUAAAACAAUGGAAAACAUUCGCAAGCAUCGUAUUGUUAAAUUUGUUAAAGCGUGGGAUGGUCGCUACGGUGCGAAAAAUUUAAUUUCUAGUCCUAGAUUUCACAGUAGAACCAUACUUGAUAACAAUUUGUUGCUUAUAGAAUUAAAAAAAUCGGAACUUUGCUUUAAUAAGCCACUUUAUAUUGGAAUGUCCAUAUUGGAUUUGUCGAAAACGACCAUGUACGAGUUUCAUUAUAAUUACAUGCUUCCAAAUUUGGGUCCCGAAAAAUGUAAAAUUCAAUACAUGGAUACGGACAGUUUCAUUUAUAAUAUCAAAUGUUAUGACGCAUAUGAAAGCGUUAUUAAGGCCGAUUUAACAAAAUUUGACACGUCUGAUUAUCCUAAUGACAAUCCCUAUAAUAUACCGCAAAUCAACAAAAAGGUUUUGGGGUUGAUGAAGGAUGAGACUAAUGGCACCAUCAUUAGUCAUUAUGCGGGGUUAAGGUCGAAAAUGUAUACUUUCAAAAUUUUAACGGGUUCGGUAGUUAAAAAGUCAAAGGGUAUUCAGUACAAUAUUGUAAAAAAUAAAAUUUCAUUUGAUGACUACGUAGAAUGCUUAACAAAUUUUAGGGAAAAGUACGCCACUCAACGAACCAUUCGUUCAUACACUCACAAUGUAUUUAGCAUCGAACAAACAAAAGUUGCCUUGAGUCCUUUAGACGAUAAACGUUAUCUUUUGCCGAAUUCAUAUGAAACGCUUCCGUGGGGACAUUAUAAAGUGCCGUAAUUAUUUUUUAAUAUAUUUUUGUUACAGAUUAUGGUCAAACAACUUACAUUAGAAAGCCUUUGUAUUAUAACAAUUUGCGAAAAUAUUAGGUGUAGUGCUGAUUUUUUGCUUGAGUCACCUUUGCCUUGGAAACUAACGAUACUAAUAUUUAAAUAUUAUUCGAAAUAUAGAUGGAAGUACCUUAAACAAUUAGCGCUCCAGUCUGAUGGUAAUUCUUUAUUAAAUUUAGAAUUCAUUCUGUUGAAUAAGACAUUUGGAUCGUCUUACAGAAAUAGCAUUUUGGCAACUCCAACCAUUGAUUUUGACGGAGAAUCCGCUUACUGUUUAUGGGUCAGUUAUUACAGGAUAAAAUAUUCGGAAAUUUUAGUUUACUUUUAUUGGAUCACUAUCAUUUACAGCUGGAUAUAAAUAAUUUGAAUGAUGUAUAUCACGAUAAACAAUUUUGGUGUCAAAGCUGCUUUGAAGAAGUUUUGUUCACUGUAGAAACUGAAGAUGAAUGUAAUUUAAUGCUUCACGAUGAGAGGAAAUAUGGAAAAAAGUUACGCUUUUCUGAUAGUCCAUUGAACUAUUAAUACUGUGGUUUUAUUAUAACAUAUGUAACUGUAGAUAAGACUUUUAUGUAUUGAUUGUAUUCCAUUGUA